Messenger RNA from Prunus dulcis (almond), 1332 nucleotides. Its product is annotated as putative disease resistance protein RGA3. NCBI's taxonomy places the organism in Eukaryota, Viridiplantae, Streptophyta, Magnoliopsida, Rosales, Rosaceae. The transcript has a single exon. Gene Ontology annotation, molecular function: protein binding. The record is from RefSeq and is a predicted model, not a curated record. Bases 1 to 1332 code for a protein of 443 amino acids.
AUGGCCGAAGGAUUGCUGCACUCUUCAAGUAAUCCAGAUCUAGAGAUGGAAGAUAUAGGGAAUGCAUAUUUUAAUAUUCUAUUGCAAAACUCCUUUUUUCAAGAUGUUAUAAAGGAUGAAUAUGGAGUUGUUAUAACAUGCAAGAUGCACGAUCUUGUGCAUGAUCUUGCAGAACUAGUUUCAAAAUAUGAUAGAGAAGACAAACCUGACAUUCAACAUAUGGCACAGACUCCUAUCAUACCACAAGGAUUUUCGAAAAGCAAUGUUGGGAAAUUGCGGUCCCUAUUUUCAAAUGGUGAAGGCCUUAGCAAUAGCUUGUCAAGUUUUAAUGCUUUACGUGUGUUGAAUUUAUACAACGCUAAAAUUGUGGAGUUGCCAAGCUCAAUUGGCAGGUUGAAACACUUGAGGUAUUUGGAUGUUUCUGGAACAAGAAUCAAAGAACUUCCAAAAUCUAUUGGCAAGCUUUAUAAUCUGCAGACGUUAAGAAUGUGUGAUACAUGGAAUCUUGGAAGGUUUCCAAAGGAAAUGGAAAAUCUGAUCAACUUGCGGCAUGUUUAUUUCGACGAGGAUAAGGAAGUUCCAUUUGGGAUGAGACGAAUGACUCAUCUACAGACAUUACGUUACUUUACUUUGGAUAGGAAAAGGAAUCAUGAAAUUGGCGAGUUGGGUGGCUUAAACCAAUUAAAAGGUGAACUAACUAUCAGAUCUUUGGAACAAGUGAGGGACAAAGACGAAGCAGAGGAAUCAAAUUUAGGAGGGAAAGCAAAUAUACGAAUUUUGACAUUAGAGUGGGGGUCUUACAGCCCCAAAAACAACACGGAGAGUUAUGUACUAGAAGGCCUCCUACCGAACCCUAAGCUAGAAAUCUUAAAGAUUGAAAACUUCAUGGGUGUUAAAUUAGCAUCAUGGAUAAUGAGUGGUUUGUUGCUACUCGAUUUGAAAGAGAUCCGGUUAUCCAACUGCAAGGAAUGUGAAGAAGUCCCAUCACUCGGCCAUUUACCACAUCUUAGGCAUGUUGAAUUCCGAGGUAUGGAUAAGCUUAAAUCUGUGGGAGUUGAGUUUUAUGGUUAUAACCAUGUUUACGGUGGUGCAGCGGGUACGAGUACGAAAAGGAUUGAGAUGAUGGCUGCUUUGUUUCCAUCAUUGAAAACGUUAAGUUUUUAUGAUUGCCCAGCUCUAAUUGAAUGGAAGGAUGUCGAUGUGAUUACGCCAACAGAUGAGAAAGCAGUUGUGUUUCCCUGCCUUGAGGAGUUGACUCUUUGGAAAUGCAGGGAUUUGAGAAAUGCUCCAAAUCGUUUUCCAUCUCUCCAGAAGUUGUUCAUUCAUACAUGA